AAAUGAUGUUGUACCGUCAGCAACCUGACGUGAACAAAUUCGUGGUCGCUUUCUGCUGUCUUCUUCGCCGAAGGUUAUUCUGUAAAUUUUAUGAGUGAAAGCUUCCUCUAGAAGAAGAAACAUGGUAGACGAAAAUCCGCAGAAUCUGAUGUGCACCAUCAUAGCCGUAGAUACGAGCAACAACUUCUCCUAUUUGGUUUGCUCACUGUGCGAGAAACCCCUUCCUAAUACCCUUUCUCUCUGCCAAUUCUGCAAUCGCAACGCCUUCAACUCCACUUCUUUUGCCUCCAAACGCCUCUUCCGCCUUCUUAUGUCGAUAGCAUCAGAUACAAAGGUAUUCAGGGUGAUAUGCUUUGAUAGAGCUGCUAAAGUUCUGUUUGGUUGUUCUGCUGAUGAGUUCUUUGAUUUUGCGAAGCUUCACCCUUUUGCAGCUGCAACUGCUGGUCAUUUCCUGGAAGGUGAAAUGUGUCGGAUGACAUUGGCGAAGCCAAAGAAUGGUAAUGCUGAACAUGUGCGAGUGACAUCUGUUGUUCCUUUGAGCUCUGGCUUUCAGCCAGUGAUACAAUCCUUGAAACAAUACUAUGCGGGUGAGCACUAGCUCAUAACAUCAUCUAUUUAUAUGGUAUUAUGGAUCCUGAAUGCUAGUGUAUGGACGGAUUACAUUGGCCUAUUUAUGGGUUUUGUUAAGUAGGCUUAAUAUUGGAAAUUUCUUAGACUGCUUAUAGAGCAAUAUCGCCAAGUUCCAACUAUUGUAUGGCCUGAAACUUUCUUUCAUAUCCUGUGAUAGAAGUAAAGUAAACGCACACUCUUCAAUUCACCAUACCUUAUAAAACAUUUCUUGAUCAGUCUUCCAAAUUAGAAGUAAAAUUUUUUUGUGGAACAGAGAGUACUGUAUUUAUUAGUAUGCUGUCAAAGAAUAUUCUUGAAAGUUCAUUGUUACAUAAGAUCUCAUAUACUGCACACUGAUGUCUAUCUGGGUCAAAGAAAUUGCUUGUUCAUAUUAGACUGGCGUACAGGUUGCACGCUUGAUUUUACUGAAAGUGGUUCUGACCCAUUGGUGACAGACAGAAUAUCACACAGUAGAAAGCUCAUCUGUUUUAUCUGUUGAGGCCAGGGUACCUUGUGUCCACUGCUUGAGCAUCUCUAGAGCAGCCUUAGGCUGGUCCAUUGGAACCAUGUGUCCAGCAUCAUGCACCUGUCUCAUAGAAAUACUAAUGUUAGUGGAAUAGCUAGUACAUUUUGUAUAGCGGAAGUCAUUAGGAUCGGGUAAGAUUAAUGCCAUAAAAUGGAUAUGCAAGUGCAAGAGCUUGACCUUGAGAAAAGCAAGGGGACCAUGGCUUUUCAGUUGUCCUGCUUCUUUGCCAUCAACAGAAAAGGAAACUGUAGAAGCUGCUGUAAAAUCUUUCUGUCCGGACCAUUCCAUAGCGUGUACCCACCUUGAGUUCCCUGCAGCAGAUAGAAACAUAAAACUCAUUUACAUGGUAAAUCAAGGACUGGUGAAUCUGGAUUAAAGGCAGUAAAUCGGGUGAAUUUGGAUCGUCUGGAUCUCGUUCAGGUCGGUCAGAGAAUUCUGCUCAUGAGUAGUGACUUACCAAGCCAGUUGCAUAUCAAAUCAUACUCCCCAGCAUAGACCAGCAACUUGACCCCAUCCUCCAAAAGUGCAGGGAUACCCAAUUCAAGAUUUCUCAUCCAAUCCAUCUGCAUGGCCUCAUAAACCUCCGUGCUACAAGAUACAAAGUCAAUGUCCCCAACACCAAGGGCUUUUCUUACUGAUUUUUGGUUCAGCAACGUCUCCAUGUUCGAGAAGUCGUAACACAAGUUGGUCUCACACUUCUUCCUGAUAUCAUAGUACUGCAUAUGGAAGAGAGAACAUAAUUGGUACUUAGUUAUCCCAUACUCAUGCCAUACUUUCUGUUAUGUUGUUUUCUUUUCCUUUCUCCUAUAAUGCAAGAUGAAGAUAGUGUUGCUUACAUUUAUUUCUCCUGCUUGGUCCAUGAUCUUGUUAAAGAUGUCCGUGCAAGCAAAAUAUGCACUCAAGCAAGCGUCUUUGCCAUCAGUACCUGAAUUCCCCCCCCAAGAAGAGAAAAUGAUUUCAACAAGACUUAUACUCCAUUUGUUAGGUGGUAAUAAAUGACGAUAUCGGUAGUGAAUUACACUAAAUAUCAAUACCAUAAUCGUCAUUUAUUUUUCGUUUACCAAACGAGCUUUUAGUGAAAUGCUAAAGAAUUGCUUCUUUUAGGAGGAGACAACGAUGGUUACCACACUGCUUGAUUGCCUGUUCGCAAGCUGGAAUCAUCUUACUGAUGCGCUUGUGAUCUGACUUUUUGAUGAUCCCGUUGUCCAAAGCAUAGUCUGGGUAUGCUUUGUACUGAAUUUCAGGGUGGGUGAGGCCGUUACCAAUUGCAAAACCCUGAAUACAAGAAAAAGAAAAAAAGAUUGGAUUUUUUAACCAUUAUUUCAUGCCUAAAAGGUGGGGAAGAAAGAAACCAAGGAGAGGAAUUACCUUGAGAUUUAUGUGAAGUCCUUCUUGAGCCUUGUUUCCGUUGUGAACUCUAGCAGCAAAGGCAGGGAUGUAAUGGCCAGCAUAAGACUCUCCAGUGAUAUAGAAGUCAUUCUUUGCAUAUUGAGGAUGUGCCUUAAAGAAAGCCUGUUGAUUUCCAACUUUUUACAGUUAGAAGACUAUAAAAGAUGAAAUUAACUCGAAGCGACAGCAACAGAAACCAGCAACACACACCUGCAGGAAGUCAUACAAGUCAUUGCUAACACCGUUUUCAUCGUGUCGGAUAUCGGUGGUAUCGGAAGUAUAACUGAAACCUGUUCCUACUGGCUGGUCGACGUAGAUGAGAUUUGAAGCCUACAAUAAUAUAUUAACAGUAUGUGAAAUAUAUUUGAGAUUUCCAUUCAUUAAAGAUGUAUGUUUCUAAAGAAUUGAUUGAUUUUUGUUAAUACCUUAUCCCAACCAAAAUCAUUCCACAUAAGAGACAUAUUGUUGGCAAUUUGGAAAGGGCCAUUCUCAUAGAACAGAGCUAAUUCACUACUGCACCCUGGCCCUCCUGUCAACCAUAUUACUAUUGGGUCGUUCUUGCUACUCCGAGACUCGAAGAAAAAAUAGAACAUCCUGCAAAUAUUUUGUCAUUAAUAUAGGACAAUGUUUUUAAUUUGUAGAUAGCUAGUAUUAUUGUCAUUGACAGUUAUAUUUUAUUUUGUAUAUGCAUUUUGUUUAUACAUGCAGUAUGCCAUUUUGCCAUUCAAAUGAAGACUUUUCAGCCUAAUAUUUGUAAUUCUUAUAAACACAUUACAACUUUUCAAGUAUCA
Molecule: messenger RNA, 3315 nt
Organism: Beta vulgaris subsp. vulgaris (sugar beet)
Lineage: Eukaryota; Viridiplantae; Streptophyta; Magnoliopsida; Caryophyllales; Amaranthaceae
Exons: 3
Coding region: 122-598 (158 amino acids)
Source: RefSeq, a predicted model, not a curated record